This is a messenger RNA of Rotaria sordida, 723 nucleotides long. The record is from the annotation of a GenBank genome assembly. NCBI's taxonomy places the organism in Eukaryota, Metazoa, Rotifera, Eurotatoria, Philodinida, Philodinidae.
AUGGCAUCAACAAAACCGAUUGCAGUAGUUAUUGGUGUAGGUCCAGGUUUAGGAGCAGCAUUAGCCAAAAGAUUUGCAGUUGGCGGUUAUUCAGUUGGUCUUAUUGCAAGAAAAGAAAGUAGUUUACAACCUGUCCAAAAAGAACUCGAACAACUAGGUCAUACAGCUUUGAGUGUUACAGCUGAUGCUGGUAACGUAUCAUCAUUACAGAACGCUUUUAAUACAAUUCGAACAAAACUUGGAAAUGAUCCUGAAGUAUUAUUAUAUAAUGCUAGUGGAUUUGCUUAUAAAAGUAUUUUGGAUUUGAAACCUGAAGAACUUCAAAAUUCACUCAACAUAAGUGUUGUGGGUGCUUUAGUUGCUAGUCAGGAAGUACUUCCGAGUAUGGUUAAAAAUGGAAAAGGAACAAUAUUGUUUACUGGCGCAACAGCUAGUCUUCGUGGUUCAGCUAAAUUUGCUGGUUUUGCUGCAGCAAAAUUUGCUUUACGUGCAUUAGCUCAAUCAAUGGCGCGUGAAUUAGGUCCACAGGGUAUUCAUGUUGCUCAUAUAAUUAUUGAUGGAGAAAUUAAUACACCGAGUCAAGUUCAACGUCAACCUGACAGAAAUAUUGAAGCAUUUCUUAAUAGUGAUGCGAUUGCUGAGACAUAUUGGCAAUUACAUACUCAACCUCGUUCAACAUGGACACAAGAACUUGAUCUUCGUCCUUCAGUGGAGAAAUUUUAA